UUUUCCAGCCUGUAUCACUCUAUGUCCGCAAUCCACCCAGCUCGUUACCUUGCUGCUUGCAGUCUCCCGAGUACAUCCCGGUUAAGGCCUCCUCACUGCUUGUGCUACGCGAUGCGGGCAUUGUCAGCACUGUCUUCUGAAAAGUACCGUCCUUUACACGACAUAUUUACAGACGACCGAGAAAAUAUGCAGACUUGGACGAAAUGAAAAGUCGGGGAGAAGUAUCCAUGCCCGUUGCACAUGUGCAAACCUGGGUACUUAUAGGUAUCUAUUAGCAAACUGAUUUGCAAUUUGCUCGCGGUUGUGUCAAAGCGCGAAGCCAGCGUCAUUAGCAUUUGCGAUUGGCCUCCAUAGACUGGACGGCGUGGGGCUCGCAGUGAGCAAUUACGCUUCACCUGCGACUGAUCGGAUAGAAUUGGAGCAGCGAAGGCGUACUUUUUGGCAAACUUUUAUCCAAGAUAUAUUCCUCAGCACCGGAUCGGGCUUGCCAGUUGCAGUUGAUGAGCGAGAUGUGAAGGCAAUGACCCCAGCUGGUACUGCUCACAUCUUUCUCGAUGAGCAUACUUGCACUAACUAUAUUCCAGGAGCUAGAUCUGCCUCUACAUCCUGUGCAACAGCGGUGGUCGCUUGCUUGAGCGGCCGCAUUGAUACCGUAUUGCAUCGACCAGAAGCCGACGAUUCCAGUGCAGAUGAUCUGGAUAAUCAGUUCUGGACCAACUACCGCAAAAUCGAUAAAAUAUUGACGAAUGCAGUAUUGCGGUUCCCCCACUUUGCUCCCUCUUCAAAAGAUGCUACAACACCCCACGUUACUUUCUUGAACCUGUUCAUUCAGCCAUGUACAGUAUCCCUUCAUCAGGCUGCAAUAUUCACUGCAGGGAAGAACCCACGGCUGGUGCACAUGAGAACAGAGGCAAAGUUCAAGUGCUUCAGAGCAGCU
This is a messenger RNA of Exophiala aquamarina CBS 119918, 937 nucleotides long. RefSeq lists its product as uncharacterized. The record is from RefSeq and is a predicted model, not a curated record. The annotation marks the transcript as partial. The transcript has 2 exons. Lineage: Eukaryota; Fungi; Ascomycota; Eurotiomycetes; Chaetothyriales; Herpotrichiellaceae.